This is a messenger RNA of Mobula hypostoma (lesser devil ray), 4548 nucleotides long. RefSeq names its product zinc and ring finger 2b (gene znrf2b). Gene Ontology annotation, molecular function: ubiquitin protein ligase activity. Gene Ontology annotation, cellular component: intracellular membrane-bounded organelle; membrane; cytoplasm. The record is from RefSeq and is a predicted model, not a curated record. The transcript has 5 exons. Lineage: Eukaryota; Metazoa; Chordata; Chondrichthyes; Myliobatiformes; Myliobatidae. Gene Ontology annotation, biological process: proteasome-mediated ubiquitin-dependent protein catabolic process; protein K48-linked ubiquitination. Bases 683 to 1345 code for a protein of 220 amino acids.
UGACGUGAGAAGGGGCAGACAGCCAGUCAUUGAGUGAGUCUCGCUGGCUGUUGUGAAAAUCUAGUGUCAGGCUGGUCGACCUCUUGACUUUUAACAAUGUGUGCGACUCGCUGCUUCCGCGUCGCCCCACCGAGCGCCGAGCGCGGAGUUUCCCAGGCGUGAAGGAAGGGGAAUGAGACAAUCAAACAAAAAGCAACAGCUCACUCUUGUUUUGGUGCCAUGCUCCUGGUUUAGCACUACGAUGGCGGAGAGAGCUGGCCAGCAGCAGCCCCGAGCGACAGCGGCAGGAGGUGGAUCAGGAGCCGGACCAGAUCAGCAUUCACUCUGGCUACAAGAGAGUAGUGCGGUGGGCACUUUCUGAACCUCCGUCUGUCCUCCAGGGGACCGGUCGGUGGGUGGGUGGGGAUACGGAAUCCGCUGGAGGUGACUCAGUCUGCCUUUGUUGGGAUCUUUAUCUCCUUCAUAUACAGCGUCUACUGCUCACGGGUAUCUACUGAGAAACCUCUUCGCCACUUACUCUGCGGAAAGAGGGCAUUCCAGGAGAACAAUUGGGAACAUUUUUUUUUAUUUAAAGGGGGGAAAGGACCCCAGACGUGGAAAGUGAAUCCGAAGUUUGCAGGGUCUGAGGAUCCGGGAGCCACUCAGGCGUACCAGCCUUGACCGCCCGCCGCAGGUUUCACUCAUGGGAGCAAAACAGAGCAGCCCGACUGCGAACGGUCGGACCCGAGCUUACUCGGGCUCGGAUCUACCCUCUACCACGGCCAGCAGCAACGGCAGCAACCGGUCGGUGGCUGGUUCCAGCGGGUCGGGGACGGGCUCCAGUGCCGGGGUGGCUACUGCCUUGGCCGGCGGCCGCUACCACUACGUGACCCCGCCUGCCGGCGGCCCCCGGUCGGUGGUGCCAGCGGCCAGCAGCCGAAACCAGUCGCUCAACAUUCCCAACAGCGGCGGCACGUACAACUCGCAGGAGGACUCGGAAGGCAGCAGCCCGGAGGAAAGCAUGAGGGAGCGCCCAGGAGGUCACCGAGCACCUCGGUUACUCAUUGGAUCUCUCCCCGCCCACCUAUCGCCUCACUUGUUCGGAGGUUUCAAAUGUCCUGUGUGCUCAAAGUUUGUUUCCACUGAAGAAAUGGACUUGCACCUUGUAAUGUGCCUGACCAAACCUAGGGUGACCUACAAUGAGGAUGUACUAAGUAAAGAUACUGGAGAAUGUGCAAUAUGCCUUGAAGAGCUGCAGCAGGGAGACACCAUUGCACGCCUGCCCUGUCUAUGUAUCUACCAUAAAGGAUGUAUAGACUCAUGGUUUGAAGUCAAUAGAUCAUGUCCUGAGCACCCAUCAGAUUAAAAAAUGAAGUGAACCAAAUGAGCUGUUGCUAAAAGGUUUUUCUGCCACUUCUGUAAAUGGAACAAACAGUUCCAAUAAACAGAGGCUGCGAUUGAAUUCCGAAAAGGUGAGGAAAUGCUUAACGGAAUGAUGAUCAUUGCCGCUUUCUUGGAUUGCUGAAUAAGAAAACUUACCUUCUCCUCUUUAAACAUGGCGACUACCGGUUCAGUGACGCCACACCUCUCAUCUUUUCUGGAUUAUGUUUCAAAAUGCCUGUCGGUAGGCUUUCUUGUCAUUUGGACAUUUUGUGCCACAGAUAUGUGAAAGACACACAACAAUUAAACAAAUUUUCUUUAUACAGCUGAUGUUUAAUUGUUUGGUAAUUAGUUUGUGCCUUUGACAUUUUUAAAAACCAGUUAAUUUGUUUGUAAUUAAUUGUUUUUGGUACAUAUAUUUGCACUAAUUGUGCUGCGAUAGCCAUUUGUGAGAGAUGAGUGAAUGAGUCACAUUUGAUCUUUCUAAAAACAAACUGAGUAGGAUUAUCAGUAUCGUAGGAUGCAACUUGACUUUCAACCUAUCUCACACAAACACUCAAAGGAACUUCAUUGAAGGUACCAGCGAGCAAUGGCAUUCCUCCCAAGUUUCAGAUGGCACUUGGAAAAGCUACAACUGAAAAUGUGAAUUUAAAGAUUAUUGGCACUUUGUUCACAUGUUUAUACAUGGGAAGAAUGUCAGAAUGGAUUUCAUUUCCUCAACCAUGAGAGGAUAUUUACUAUAACUCAGUGAAUGAGCCUAUGUUCUUCUGGAGAUCUGGAACUCUUUAGUAUUGGAUGGCCUUCCAAAGACAGUGAUGCAAUGGGGUAGUGUAAAUCCAUUGGAACAGAAUAUAUCUUCUGUCUGUUUUGGAAUUGUAACAGCAAUGCAUUGACCAAUCAGCCUGAGGAAUCCUCGACAUGGCGCCCAAUGAAUGAGGGCACAAUGGAACAUUGACCGCUUUCGGGCACUCUUUCUCAGAGAUGGAUUCAGCAGAAAAUGCUAAUAUUGCAUUAGUAGAGCAAAGGACUGAAGUUAAGACAAGUUGCUUGAGAAGCUGUUUCCCAAAAUAUGAACACUCAUAGGAACAGAGUGCCAAAAGUAGGGAGGGGGUCAAAUGACCUCCUCCUACUUGCCACAAAAGAGAAAAAAAAAUGUAUGCUUACAGGUAUACCAGCACCUCUCCUUGGUACCUAGCUACCACAAAGUCUUGCAGUAAAAAAAAAAGAGCUAUUUUAAUUGGUAGCAGCUAAUAAUGUUAUAAAAAUCUUGUAAACUUUGCUCCACUGUUAGGAGUGACCCUAUCUCACCUCUGGGAGGAAUAAGAGAUGUUAUCACAAAAAUACAAGCAAAUCAAUGUUUAAAAAAUCAAUAAAUUGUUAAUAUGUAAAAACAAAAAAAAUUACUCUGUGCCUGCUUUGAGAAAAAGGUUAUACAGAACUGAAAAUGAGCCGCUGAAUAUUUUGAAUUUUUUUUGUGAUUUUUAAAUCUCAGUGCGUUUAUAGAAAAAAAUGCUUAAAUCUGAAAGCUAACUGGUUAAUAAAAUGGACUUAAAUUCUAAGCAGAGGUUGUUUAGUCGAGUUGUGUAAUUAAAGAUAUUUGUAUUUAUAUGCUGCAUUUCAAACUUUGUUUUACAGGUAAUGUGGUGCUGCAGAAGUAUUAUCACUGUUGUUGAAAAACCUAGUGAUCAGUUUUGCACACAGCAAGCUCCCACCAAUAUAAAUGUGAAUAUGAAACAAUUUGAUAUGUUUUAGUUAAGUAAUGUUGGUUGCAGAAUAUUGGGCCUUGGUUAUAUCACCAGACCAACAUUGCAAAGGCAGUAUCUGGGAACAUAUAUUUCAACCUCACUUUGGCAUCUGGAAUGGUAACCAUGAAUUGCUAGAUCGUCGUAACACCCCCCUGGUUCAAUUCCUUAUAGAGAAUGACAUAUGCUAUCAUGACCUGAUCAGGCUAGUAGGUGACUUUAACCUUGCUCUUAACUACUCCCUGAUAUGCUCUUGCAUACAGCUCAGCUCAAGGACAAGGAGGAAUGGUCAAUAUAUGAUGGGGCUUGUCACCAAUGUCCACAACACACAAAUGAUUCCAUCUAUAUGAAGUGGUUCUGAUCACAAUUGUUCUAAAAUAGGUUUAGUGUGUGGAAGAGGACUGAGACCAGGAUGAACGAUAUGGAGCCAGCAUAAUCUCGGGCAGUAUCUGUGCAGGUGGCAAAAUUCAGCUUCGUUUCAGUACAUGUUCAAUUCAAUUCAGCAAGCAAGUAUUAGGACAAAAACCAUCAGGCCACACCCUCCAUUUUCUAGUGAGAUUAAAAAAAUAGCUCCACCUAUAACUUUCAGGAGCCCUUUUGAAUUUUUCUGAAUUACAGUGGUGCAGCAGACCACAAUCAACAAAGGAUAAAUCGAAGUAAGCAGUUUUCUCGAGACCUCGCGUGGCAGGAAUCAUACACUGCUUUGCCUCAAAUUCUUAGUGUACAGUGGGAGUUCUGGUAUCACAUCAGUAAUUCCCCUUGGAUAGGAGUCUAAUGGAAUAACAACUCAAGGCUGUGUGUAUCCUUUUUCUGUCCUCUCUAGAGCCUUAAGCCAUCGGUUGUUGCUAAAACUGUUCCUUGUGUUUGAUUGCUAUUAAAUUCGGAGCUGGAAUUUACACAAGGUCAGUCCUGUCUCUAUCCAUUAAUUGACACUUUUUUCGGUGAUUCCAAACUGGUUUGGCUGGUUUCUGUGGUAGGUGCUUUAGCUAAGCAAAAGACAAGUUUAAGCUAACAAGUGUCAAUGUUUAAUGUUUUCUAAUCCAGCAAAGUGUUAUGAAAGAAGAGUGGACUGGGCAGAAUUUAGAACUCAGAACAGUAUGGGCCUUUUGGCCCAUGAUGUUGUGCCAACCUGGUAACCUUCUCCAAGAUCAGUCGAACCACUCGCCCCUUAGAUAGCCACGUGGGUGGAUGAAAGAAAAUGGAGGUCUAUCUUAGAGUCUCUUAAAAAUCACUAAUGUAUUUGACUCUACCACCCCAGCAGCAUGUUCCAUGGACACACCACUCUCUGUCUGAGAAAAACAUAACCCCUCUAUUUUCCUACAGUCACCUUAAAAUUAUGCCCCACACACAAAAUGCUGGUGGAACGCAGCAGACCAGGCAGCAUCUAUAGGAAGAGGUAUAGUCGACGUUUUGGGCCGAGACCCUUCGUCAGGACUAACUGAAAGAA